ACAAAACGUUUUUUAUUAUAUCUUAAUAAAAACUUAAGCAUUUGUAUCUAAGAAACUCUCCGUUAUCUAUUUAUACCAACGCAAUGCCAACAAUUGGAGUUAAACGUGAUCUACUCUUUGAGGCACUAGGAAAGAAGUACACCGAUGACGAAUUUCAAGAUCUGUGCUUUGCGUUCGGCCUAGAGCUGGAUGAAGUGACGACAGAGAAGCAAAUGCUCACUAAAGAGCAAGGGGAUGUUGCGGCAGCAGCGGAUGCCAGCGAAGAAAUCAUCUACAGGAUUGAUAUACCGGCCAAUCGCUAUGAUUUGCUUUGUCUGGAGGGCUUAGUCACGGGUCUGCGAGUGUUCCAGGGCAAAGUGAAACCACCCAAGUUUGACUUUGUGGAGCCGGCGCAGCGUCAAGUGCUGAAAAUAGCGUCCUCGACGGCUCAAAUCCGUCCAUUCGCUGUAGCUGCCGUGCUGCGCAAUGUCACCUUUACGAAGGACUCAUACAACAGCUUCAUCGAUCUGCAGGACAAGCUACAUCAAAACAUUUGCCGGAAGCGCACGCUGGUCGCUAUUGGCACGCACGAUCUGGACACCAUACAAGGUCCAUUUAGCUAUGAGGCUCUGGCGCCGAAGCAAAUUAAAUUUGUGCCACUCAACCAAACUCGGGAGCUAAACGGCAUUGAACUAAUGGACUUCUAUGCCACGCACGCGCAGCUUAAGCAAUAUUUGCCCAUUAUACGCGAUUCGCCCGUUUAUCCGGUUAUCUAUGACGCGAAUCGUGUUGUGCUGUCGCUGCCUCCAAUUAUUAACGGAGACCACUCAAAGAUAUCGCUAAAAACCAAAAAUGUGUUUAUCGAAUGCACUGCCACAGAUUUAACCAAGGCGAAGGUGGUACUGGAUACAAUUGUGUGCCUGUUCUCCGAGCACUGUGCACAAAAGUUUACGGUUGAGCCAUGUGAUGUAGUGCAAACCGAUGGCACCAGCAUUUCCUAUCCCGAGCUGGCAGUACGUGAAGAGCGCGUUUCGGUAAAACGAGCCAAUGCGUACAUUGGCAUUAAUGAGCCCGCCAACAAGCUGGCGGACAUGCUGACCCGUAUGUAUCUGGAGGCUGAAGUGGAUGCUAAAGAUGGCGACACGCUAAAAGUAAAGAUUCCACCAACACGUCAUGAUGUCAUACAUGCAUGCGACAUCUACGAAGACAUUGCGAUUGCUUUUGGCUACAACAACAUCAAAAAAUCAUUGCCAGCUUUUAUGCAAAUUGCGAAACAGUUUCCACUUAACAAGCUGACUGAGCAGCUCCGGGAGCAGGUGGCCCAGGCCGGCUUCACAGAAGCGCUCACUUUUACGCUUUGCUCGCGCGAUGACAUUGGGCUCAAGCUUAACAAGGACAUUGAAGCCAUGCCUGCAGUGCAUAUUGGCAAUCCCAAGACGUUGGAAUUCCAAGUGGUGCGCACCACACUGCUACCGGGUCUACUGAAAACCCUGGUGGCAAAUCGUAAGAUGCCGCUUCCAUUGAAACUGUUCGAGAUUAGCGAUGUAGUCCUUGCCGCCGCAAACUCCGAGGUGGGCGCACGUAACGAGCGACGCCUGUGCGCGGUCAAUUGCAAUAAGAGUGCGGGAUUUGAGGUGGUGCAUGGUCUGCUAGAUCGUGUCAUGCAGUUGCUUUCUGUGCCCUGGAAGACGGGCAACGCCGAUCAGGGCUACUAUCUCCAAGCAGCUGAAGAUCCCACAUACUUUCCCGGUCGUUGUGCUCAUGUCAUGUUCAACAAUGCCGUCAUUGGCAAAAUCGGAGUGCUGCAUCCCAGCGUGCUGCAGGCUUUCGAACUAACCACGCCUUGUUCAGCGGUAGAGUUUACUAUUGAGCCCUUUGUAUAAGCACAGCUUAACAAUAUAAUUGUUCAACAUUUCACCAAGAGUCUUAAUAAAUGGUCACAA
Molecule: messenger RNA, 1922 nt
Organism: Drosophila novamexicana
Lineage: Eukaryota; Metazoa; Arthropoda; Insecta; Diptera; Drosophilidae
Gene: beta-PheRS
Product: phenylalanine--tRNA ligase beta subunit
Exons: 5
Coding region: 84-1862 (592 amino acids)
Biological process (GO): phenylalanyl-tRNA aminoacylation
Cellular component (GO): cytoplasm; phenylalanine-tRNA ligase complex
Molecular function (GO): ATP binding; RNA binding; magnesium ion binding
Source: RefSeq, a predicted model, not a curated record